AUGUUUAGUGGUAAACAAUCGAUUAAAAUUGUAUUAGAUUCUCAACAUGUUUUAUAUGGUGAUUUAACAUUAGUACCGAAUUCCAUUGGUAUAGUUCUAUUUGCUCAUGGUAGUGGUAGUUCACGUUUAUCACCUCGUAAUCAAUAUGUAGCUGAACAAUUAAAUGAAGCACAAAUAUCGACAUUUUUACUUGAUUUAUUAACUAAAAAUGAAGAAAUUGAAGAUGAUAAAACACGAAAAUUAAGAUUUAAUAUUCCAUUUUUAGCCGAUCGAUUAUCACAAGUCACUGAUUGGUUAUAUCAAAAUGAUAAAAAUAUUCAAAACUUAUCAAUAGGAUAUUUUGGUGCAAGUACAGGUGGUGCAGCUGCUAUUAUAGCUGGUGGUAUUAAACAACAAAAACGAACAAAAGCAAUUGUAUCAAGAGGUGGACGACCAGAUUUAGUUCCUACGGAACAACUGAAUCAAUUAACUGUUCCAACAUUAGUAAGAAAAAAAAUAUAA
Rotaria sp. Silwood2 is the source of this 501-nucleotide messenger RNA. Lineage: Eukaryota; Metazoa; Rotifera; Eurotatoria; Philodinida; Philodinidae. The record is from the annotation of a GenBank genome assembly.